Gavia stellata (red-throated loon) is the source of this 6382-nucleotide messenger RNA. Its product is annotated as cyclic AMP-dependent transcription factor ATF-7. The record is from RefSeq and is a predicted model, not a curated record. The coding region runs from base 48 to 1544 and encodes 498 amino acids. NCBI's taxonomy places the organism in Eukaryota, Metazoa, Chordata, Aves, Gaviiformes, Gaviidae. Gene Ontology annotation, molecular function: cAMP response element binding; DNA-binding transcription factor activity, RNA polymerase II-specific. The transcript is spliced from 12 exons. Gene Ontology annotation, biological process: regulation of transcription by RNA polymerase II.
CGCGGCCCGGCCCGGCCCUCCCUCAGCUUAGCUCAGCUGCAUGAAAUAUGGGAGACGACAGGCCGUUUGUGUGCAAUGCCCCCGGCUGUGGACAGAGGUUUACAAACGAGGACCACCUGGCGGUUCAUAAACACAAGCAUGAGAUGACAUUGAAAUUCGGCCCUGCUCGAACUGACUCAGUCAUCAUAGCAGAUCAGACUCCGACCCCAACUCGGUUCUUGAAGAACUGUGAAGAAGUGGGACUCUUCAAUGAACUGGCCAGCUCCUUUGAGCACGAGUUCAAGAAAGCCGCGGAGGAUGACGAGAAAAAGGCAAGAGGCAAAGGCCACCGUUGCCGUAAAACGGAGCCGGCGCAUAUCGUGGGGAGUGCUGGAGCCCUGGACAUGUCUCUGCCCUCCACCCCGGACAUCAAGAUAAAGGAGGAAGAGCCGGUGGAGGUGGACUCUUCUCCGCCAGACAGCCCUGUAUCUAACCCGCAGUCGCCACAGAACAAGGAGAAGGAGAUCACCUCCAAGCCUGUAAUCAUUUCUACACCUACUCCAACCAUUGUGCGUCCAGGCUCGCUGCCACUACACUUGGGUUACGACCCACUCCACCCUACACUGCCUUCCCCAACCUCUGUCAUUACCCAGGCUCCCCCUUCCAACAGACAGCUUGGGUCUCCCACAGGUUCCCUUCCACUUGUCGUGCAGCUUGCAAACGGACAGACCAUGCCCGUCCUCCCAGGCCCUCCCGUACAGAUGCCUUCUGUUAUAUCGCUGGCUCGGCCGAUGUCCAUGGUGCCGAACAUUCCUGGUAUUCCUGGGCCACCCAUCAACAGCAGCGGGUCCAUUUCACCAUCAGGACUUCCAGUGCACUCAGAAGCCAAAAUGAGGCUGAAGGCCAGCUUGACGGCAUCUUCCUCGCUGAAUGGCAGCAACCUGGUGGUGGGCUCAGCCAGCACGAUGGUGACCGCACGUCCAGAGCAGAGUCAGAUACUUGUCCAGCACCCGGACGCCCCUUCCCCAGCUCAGCCACAGGUUUCCCCUGCCCAGCCCACCCCCAGCACCGGCGGGCGACGGAGACGCACGGUUGAUGAAGACCCGGAUGAGCGCCGGCAGCGGUUCCUGGAGCGGAACCGGGCUGCUGCAUCCCGCUGCCGUCAGAAACGCAAGCUCUGGGUGUCCUCCUUGGAGAAGAAAGCCGAGGAGCUCACGACCCAGAACAUCCAGCUGAGCAAUGAAGUUACGCUACUGAGGAACGAAGUUGCUCAACUUAAACAGCUCCUGCUGGCUCACAAGGACUGCCCCGUCACUGCACUACAGAAGAAAACACAGGGCUAUCUUGAAAGCCCAAAGGAGAGCUCUGAGCCCACCGGCUCCCCUGCUCCCGUCAUCCAGCACAGCUCCGUGACGGCCUCCCCCAACGGGCUCAGCGUCCGCUCGGCAGCAGAAGCGGUUGCCACUUCGGUGCUCACUCAGAUGGCGAGCCAAAGGACAGAACUGAGCAUGCCGAUACCGUCACACGUCAUCAUGGCUCCACAGUCGCAGUCUGCUGGCAGAUGAUGUCACAGCCUGUGCGUGUGACACGGAGCUAUAACCGCGAACUCGCAGCCGGAGAGACUGACCAUAACUAAGUCCCUGACGAGUGGGGCCGAUAAGGAUUUUUAUUUCUUCUUUUGUUUUUUUUUCAAGUGAGUUAAGGGCAGCUAUGGCGCUUCUUACACUGCAUAGCCUGUACAGAUCCUGGCCCCCAGCCGCUGCCCUGCCAUCGCCCGUCCCUGCAGGACGGCUGCAGAUUGAGCGCUUUUCUCGAUCCUUCAGUUGACGAUCCGUCAACUCACAGAGUCAUCCGAACACACAGAGCCUCACUUUGAAAAGCACCUUGAAAGGUUCGCUUUCAGGUAUCGGUUACAUUAACACUAAACCUCCAUGCUUGGUGGAUCCCCUUGGCGCUUUCACUCUUCCAAGUUCCCCCCCCUCCUCUGCUCUCAGCAAAGGAAAACAGCUCUUGGGAGGCUGUGACAUUUAGUCGUGCUGUCAAUGUAUUUUAUUUUUAACAGCAUGCUGCUUCCAGGCAUCUGCUCCCCCCUCUGCUCUAGCUACCUGAAACAUUGCACCUUCGCACAAGAAGCCUCCUUGAGCUCUGAGGUUAAAGGGAUCGAGGUUAGUCUCGUCACACACUAACUCCCAAGAUGCCAGCGACAGAUUUUUGGAUGCGAUGGGAGUGUAAUCGCUGUACAUCGGUUUGUGCCCAACAGUUGGGAGAGGGGGACAUGGGGCUGGGGACACACGCACGUGUUCCUGGGCACUUGUGUCGCACCGGGAGCUGCAGACGUUCGCGUGCUGCUCUUGUGAUGGGACGCUGUGGCUGCUGGAGGAAAGGUACCGUCUGUUCGGGCAGCGGAGGGGCUGCUCUCAGUCUUCCUUACAGUAAAUUGGUGCUGAUCUGCAUCGGCUGGGACCGGUGCAAAGGCGCUCUGGGAGGUACAUAAAAGGAUGAGCCAGCCCAGCAGGCAAUAAUUACGUGAGUCCCAGAAUUCAUCAUCUGCUCCCAACUCCACUGUACACCUUAGCAAACAAAUCCCUCCAUUUCCAAGGAUCAUGUCCUUUACACAUAACCUCGAUGACCUUAAAAAUGGUGGCCUUAAAUCAUUAAUGAGUUGCCUGUUCCAAGGGGAGGGAGCACGAAGUAGUGUUUCUGUUUGCCCGGUCUUUUACCUCUUCUUCAUGAUUAUCUUCCGCUCUCGGUGAUGGAGCAUCCAUUGUUUCCCAGCCAGAGCAAACGAAGGAUUCACAGAGCUUCCAGGACAGGUUAAAAACCCAGCCUUGAUGUUGAAAGACACUUAGAAUCGGGUCUGCUUUCUUGCCGGGCGGGCGUAUCAUGCGUGUGUGUCUGUGUGUGCUUCCCGAGGCUGCCGCUGGCCCUGGGCAAGCGAUCCGAGUUGAUAGUUUGGCAGAAGGAGUGCUGUGUGCGUUUGGGCUCUUAGAAGGAACCUCGUCAAAGUCCGUGCAGCUGCAUCAGCCCUUGGUCUUCCUCUCCUUCUCGGGAGGUCCCUCCUCACCUGAGCUCUCGCCCACCUCAGGUUGCACUCGCCACUUUUGAGCCAAGUUUGUUUGUCAAAUUGAUUUCGUUUGGCUUAUCCAGACUUGGAAGUUUUCCAGGGACAGCAAAACCCAAAGCAAAGUCUGAGCAAAGAACCGGAUCCCAUUACGGACAGCGAAGUUCAGCAGUUUGGUUUUUCCAUUGAUGGGAUCUGUCUUCUCCCCCUCCCCUCUUUUUUCAGAUUUUCCUCGACUUCUCAGCAGUAUCGACCGCAGCGUUUCUUGGGUUUGGUUUGUCUUGACGUGGUGCUGCACUCGCGCUCCCCUGAUUUCUCUUGUUCAUCUCGAGAGUCGUCUCGUGCGUCAUCAGGGUCACUUCUGGCCUGGGCAGUUUGCACUUUUGGUUCAGAUCCUGCGUAGCCCCCCCCAAAACCCGCCUUUUGUUUCUGUAAAGCUGUUUCUGCAGAGUCUGUGUAGACAAAUGUUUUGGCUUUUACUAUCCCGACACAGUAUGUGUUUCUGCAGCGAGAACGAGCUGUGAGAAGGGGACACGGGGCGGGUUUCGACAUGUCUCAAAGCCGUGCCACCUGGACAAAAAGGGGUUUCAGCCAGGUGAGGCACAGUGGGUGGUCAGGACCUUUUUGGGGGGCCAGGAUCUAAGGCAGAGGGUUUGCAGGAGGUACAAGAUCCAGCCCAGCUCUGCUUCCUCUCUUGGAGCUGCUGCUGGAUGCAGGUUGUAGAGCUGCGACAGGGAACGGCAGAAAACCCCGCGCUCCUUCGCUUGGCUCAAAAAUGCGUACAAAUGACCUAUCUUGCAGCAAAGGAAUUUGCUCUGGUCUUCAGAUCUGCUCGGUUUGCUUCAGGGGGCUUUGAAACAAGUGUCCCUCUUUCUUCCUUUGUCUGGGAAUAGCAGGAAUGACAAAAAUGUGUUGUAAACAUAUUUGCUUCAUCAGCCCAUUGGGUCCCUGUCCCUUGGUGGUAGUGCUCAGAGCCAGGAGCUGGGACGGCGUGCGGGGAGCGAGCGGUUGCGUGUCCAGCAGCGCCGACAGUAGCUCACCAGCUCCUCCUAGACUCUCUAAGCGGUCGGCUCUGCAGAAAAACCCUGUCUGUCGAGGAAAAGUGUUCGUUGAAAGAAGAGGGAAAGGAGGAAUUGAGCUCUGGGCUGAUCCCACCGCUGGUUCCUCGUUUGCUUCGUGGCGUCGGGGUCUGGUGGAUGAAGCAGAGGCGAGGAGCAGCCGGUGGCUUUGCUGCUGGGGUUGGGAGGAGGGAGUGAAGGGUGACAGUGGAGAGGCUACGAAUCCGGGACAGAGAGACGCACGGCAGUGUUAGCAUUGAAAGCAGCAGCUUCCCUGACCCCUUAUUUUUACCUUUAGGGACUAAAAUCUGUUUGAUCAGAGAGCCGAGACCACCCAGCCUGCCUGCGACUUGCCUGCAUCCCACAAAAGGGCUUUCCUUUUCCCUGCCCUGACCGCUCCGACCCUUGAAACCUCGCAGCACCAUUGGGCAUCGCGAGGUAGCUCAGACGUUGCCGGUGACGACUCAGGGGGAUGCAGGGGGCAGCUUUUCUCCCCAUCCCUCCGUGCCUCGGCAAUCCUGAUGCCAUCGGUGCUGCCCCGCUCCAGCAUCUCCCCAUCUCAGCUCCCCUCCGCCUGCGAGUGCUUAGUGCCUUGAAAAAAUCUGCAAACCCAUGAAAACGCGGUUGUAAAGCUCCAAACCUGGGCAGCAAUAAUUGGGGAAAAAGUGUUUGACCAUACCUUUACAUUUUACUCUUUUUAAAUCAACAGGGUUGCAGCUUUCCCGUGUCCCCUUCGGGUGUGUUUUACCCCAACAGCAUUCGAUACCUGCACUGCUGCUGCGAGAGCAGGUCCCGGAGCAGGUUUUGGGUCCCCGUUUCUCUUGCCGACCGCGUCCCUGCUUGCAGGGAGGGAGCCGGGUGGUGCGAAGCAGGAAUCCUCCCGCCCUGGGCAGGCUGAGCCCGCGAUGAGGAAGGUAGACAAAAAAAUCCCAGCGUGACCCUUAGCAAACACAUCUCCUGCCAGCUUCAGGCAAUGGGGGGAUUCUCCGGUCCCCUCCCGGUGCGAUGGAUGGACGUCCCAAGCCAUAAAUGUCACUUUGGGGCACAUGGGUGAGGUUCAUCCUUUGUUGGUGCCUGGCAGAGACGAUGCUGAGUCGGUCUUAAACCUCAGAAGGAGCUGAACGUCACAACACCGGGACGGAUGUCACUUUGCCAGCGGGAGGGACAGGUUUGGGUUUUAAGAGAUGACUCUUUCCAGGCUUUUCAGAGAGGAGGGUAUGUAGAGGGUACGUUUUCCACCAGUGGUGUGGCCACUGGUGGAAUAAUUUGGGCUGCCCAGGUAAUUAAAAAGCCCGCUGCUGAAGAGCCGGGGUCGGUGUGGUCUGUCCCGGAGCCGAGCUGCCCGUGCCGCUUCCGGGGAGCCUUUGGGCUCCUAAGGCGUGGAAAUCCCCGCUGAGCGCUUCAAACAGCUCCAAAGAGCCGAACGGCUGAUGGGUUUCUGCCCCACAUCGUUACCUCCUUCCUCAUCGCUUCUCUUGGGGGCGGUUUCUUCUCCAGGCCAGCGUGGCAGUAGUUGUGGAGGACGUGCUUUGGUUUUGGUGGUAGUUAGGGGGUUGAUUUUGGUUGGGACGGACUUCCCGGCAGGUCGGGGUUGCAGGGUUCCCCCCAGACCUGUGAGGACGGGUGAGUGUGAAGGUGGCUUUUUCUUCUCCUCCCUCCCAUGCGGGUUCAACUCUUGCUUGAAGACUUUGCGGAUGUCUUUAGGUGGGGCAAAAAAAACCCCUGAUUUCUGCUCUAGGGUGAUUUCUCUUGCUUUUCAGAGGCUCCCAGGGGAUGGCAGCCGCCUGGUCAGCUCCGCUCGGCAGCUCACCGGGCACCCGCAUUUCCCUCUGCCAGCCCUCGGGCCUCGGUCGCGGUGCCUUAACGAAAACCCCGGUUAGUGCUGGUGUCAGUCUCACGCGUCUUCUCCCAAAACCCAUCCAUGUAGUAGGAGUGUUUGGAUCGCGUGGGAUCUCCCUCCUCCUGCCGUGGCCAAGUUGAGGCGGUGAGAGUGGUAUUCGGGCUCCUCGCAGGCACGUGGAAGAGCCCUACAGGGUUUGAAGGUCGCGUUUAGGUUGGGAUGGAGUCAGGGAGAGCCCCAGCGGCGGCAUCGGCCAUUGGGAGUCGGGAUUUUUAUCGAUCCCUCUUGCUGAAAUGGUGAAUAGAAACAAAUGGCUGGAAACCACAUCCCGGGGCAGCCGCUCCCCUGCCCCAGCGCGAUGCUGAACCCCGGGAGGGCUCGCGGUGGAGGGGAGUGAUCCCUCCUCUCCCUCCGGCAGAGAUGAAGAUUUCACCGGCCUUCACA